AUGAUGACAGCUGUAGAGAAAGGCUGCCAGUUUUGUAAAGCGCGACUGAAAUCUGACUAAAGUUGGCAUCUUUAUUUUUUAUUUUCUCACCCACGUAAUGGAGUCGGAUACUUUACUACACAUGGCCAACUUCAGCACCCUGUUCGUGUGCAUGGUGCUGAAGUUUCCGCAGAUCUUUGUGCUGAUGAGAGCGAAAUCCACGGCAGGAGUCAGUCUGAACAGCCUCCUCCUGGAACUGACCGGGUUCAUUGUGUUUGUAACGUACCAGAUGUACUAUGACUACCCACCUCCGACUUACCUGGAAUAUCCCAUUCUCAUUGCUCAAGAUGUCAUUCUUCUGCUUCUGAUUCUUCACUACAAUGGCAGCCUCCAGCAGAGCCUCAUCUACACCUUGGUGUUUGUCGGCGGCUGGAGGCUUCUCACUGUGGAGAAGUGGAUCAUAGAUUUGGCGAUGAGCCUGUGCACGUUCAUCAGCGCAGCCAGUAAGUUUGCCCAGCUGCAGUGUCUGUGGAGGUCCAAAGACGCAGGACAGGUUAGCGCCCUCUCCUGGGCCAUGGCCACCUACACAUGUAUGGCACGGAUUUACACCACCACUGUGACAACUGGAGACAUGCAGGUUCUGGUGCGGUUCAUCGUCAUGACGUCGUUGAACAUGUGGGUCCUGCUCACGAUCCUUUACUACCAAAAACACAGCAGCUCCAAGAAGGAAGACUGAGCUGUAACAGUCCGCCACACCGCCGUGUCUUCAGGUCCUGUUGUCUAGAGACUGUUUCUGCAUUCUGGACAGAGCCACUACUGUAGAACUCAUGGGUUAAAACGGUUCUGUUUGCAUAUUCUGUAAAUCUGACCCAUAAUCUGUGCUUUUCAUAUUGUUUUUUUACCUCAGUAUUAAACCCGCACAUUCCUUUUUCUAACAUUCCAAUGACAUUUCCUAUUAAAUGUAUAGAAAGUAUUCUUGUUUAGUUGAAAAACAACACAAGCCAAGUGUCUCAGGAUAAGAAACACUGCAAUUUAAAUAGAUUUUAUAAAGGAGGUGAAUUAUUUUGAUAAAUCCGAUAUUACUGUUACUCAAUGUUAUCAUUCCUCAUAUGUAUCAUGCUGUGUUGUUUAUCCACAUGGUGUAUUCAGAUUUGUUACUUAAAAAAAACAAUAGAAUGCAAAAUAAACUUGACAACUUCUUACUUUG
Molecule: messenger RNA, 1186 nt
Organism: Sphaeramia orbicularis (orbiculate cardinalfish)
Lineage: Eukaryota; Metazoa; Chordata; Actinopteri; Kurtiformes; Apogonidae
Gene: slc66a3
Product: solute carrier family 66 member 3
Exons: 7
Coding region: 98-715 (205 amino acids)
Source: RefSeq, a predicted model, not a curated record